AGCAAGCUGAACCCUGAGGGGAGCCGCUGACCAGCUUCAUGGAGGACCUCGCCGCGCCUGGGAACGGAGUCCCGCCCGCCAAUGGCAAUGGCAACGGCGGCGGCAAAGGGAAGCAGGCGGCGCCCAAGGGCCGCGAAGCGUUCCGAAGCCAGCGGCGGGAGUCAGAGGGCUCCGUAGACUGUCCCACUCUGGAGUUCGAGUAUGGAGAUGCAGAUGGGCAUGCAGCAGAGUUGUCAGAAUUGUAUAGUUACACUGAGAGCCUGGAAUUCACCAAUAACAGGAGGUGCUUUGAAGAAGAUUUCAAGACUCAAGUGCAGGGCAAGGAAUGGCUGGAGUUAGAAGAAGAUGCCCAAAAGGCCUAUAUAAUGGGACUCUUGGACCGGCUGGAGGUGGUCAGUAGGGAACAGCGACUGAAGGUGGCCCGGGCUGUUCUCUACCUGGCCCAAGGUACUUUUGGGGAAUGUGAUUCAGAGGUGGAUGUGCUACACUGGUCCAGGUACAACUGCUUCCUGCUGUAUCAGAUGGGGACCUUCUCCACCUUCCUGGAGCUACUCCACAUGGAAAUUGACAACAGCCAGGCCUGUAGCAGUGCCCUUCGGAAACCAGCUGUCUCCAUAGCUGACAGCACAGAGCUCCGGGUGCUGCUGAGUGUUAUGUACCUAAUGGUGGAAAAUAUUCGCCUGGAGCGAGAGACAGACCCCUGUGGGUGGAGGACAGCCCGGGAGACCUUCCGCACUGAAUUAAGCUUCUUCAUGCAUAAUGAGGAGCCUUUUGCCCUUCUACUCUUCUCCAUGGUUACCAAGUUCUGCAGUGGCCUGGCUCCUCACUUCCCCAUAAAGAAGGUCCUGCUCCUGCUCUGGAAGGUGGUCAUGUUUACCCUAGGUGGAUUCGAGCAUCUGCAGACUCUCAAAGUACAGAAGCGGGCAGAAUUGGGCCUACCUCCACUGGCUGAAGACAGUAUCCAGGUGGUGAAGAGCAUGCGUGCUGCCUCCCCACCUUCUUACACUCUUGACCUGGGGGAAUCUCAGCUGGCACCUCCACCCUCCAAGCUGCGAGGCCGCCGUGGCUCUCGAAGGCAACUCCUUACUAAGCAGGACAGCCUGGACAUCUACAAUGAAAGGGAUCUCUUCAAGACUGAGGAGCCAGCCGCAGAGGAGGAAGAGGAGUCUGCUGGUGAUGGAGAAAGAACCUUGGAUGGAGAGUUAGACCUGCUAGAGCAGGACCCUCUGGUGCCACCUCCACCCUCACAGGCACCCCUCUCUGCUGAGCGGGUGGCUUUUCCCAAGGGCCUGCCCUGGGCCCCAAAGGUCAGACAGAAGGACAUUGAGCACUUCUUGGAGAUGAGCAGGAACAAGUUCAUCGGAUUCACCCUGGGCCAGGACACAGAUACAUUGGUUGGAUUACCCAGGCCCAUCCAUGAGAGUGUGAAGACCCUAAAGCAGCACAAGUAUAUCUCCAUCGCAGAUGUGCAGAUCAAGAAUGAAGAGGAGCUGGAGAAAUGCCCUAUGUCUUUGGGGGAAGAGGUGGUACCAGAGACGCCAUGUGAAAUUCUGUACCAGGGAAUGCUGUACAGCCUCCCCCAGUAUAUGAUCGCUCUGCUUAAGAUUCUGCUGGCUGCAGCUCCCACCUCCAAGGCUAAGACAGAUUCUAUCAAUAUCCUGGCAGAUGUCCUACCUGAGGAGAUGCCCAUCACUGUUCUCCAGAGCAUGAAGCUGGGCAUUGAUGUGAACAGGCACAAGGAGAUUAUUGUAAAGAGUAUCUCUACCCUGCUUCUGCUACUCCUCAAACACUUCAAACUCAACCAUAUCUACCAGUUUGAAUAUGUAUCGCAACAUUUGGUAUUUGCCAACUGCAUCCCCUUGAUCCUGAAGUUCUUCAAUCAAAAUAUCUUGUCAUACAUCACUGCCAAAAACAGCAUCUCAGUCUUGGAUUACCCAUGCUGUACCAUCCAGGAUUUGCCAGAGCUUACGACCGAAAGUCUGGAAGCUGGAGACAACAGCCAGUUCUGCUGGAGGAACCUCUUUUCCUGCAUCAACCUCCUGAGGCUGCUCAAUAAACUGACCAAAUGGAAACAUUCCAGGACCAUGAUGCUGGUAGUGUUUAAAUCGGCACCGAUCUUAAAGCGGGCCCUCAAGGUCAAACAGGCCAUGCUGCAACUUUAUGUCCUAAAGCUGCUAAAGAUACAGACCAAGUACCUGGGGCGUCAAUGGAGGAAAAGCAACAUGAAGACCAUGUCAGCCAUUUACCAGAAAGUGCGCCACCGCAUGAAUGAUGACUGGGCUUAUGGGAAUGACAUCGAUGCCAGGCCAUGGGAUUUCCAAGCAGAAGAAUGUACCUUGAGGGCCAACAUUGAGGCUUUUAACAGCCGUCGGUAUGACAGACCCCAGGACUCUGAAUUUUCACCUGUGGAUAACUGCUUGCAGAGUGUGCUGGGGCAGAGGUUGGAUUUGCCUGAAGAUUUCCACUAUUCAUAUGAGCUCUGGCUCGAGAGAGAGGUGUUUUCACAGCCCAUCUGUUGGGAGGAGCUGCUCCAGAAUCACUGACUAACCUCUUGUCAACAAGCAUCAAUAGAUGGAGGUUGGAUCCAAUAAAUGGUGCUCUGCCUACCUUGUUCAUACAGGCUUUGUUACCAGUUCUAGGAGUGCUUACACAGGGAGAUCAGCCUAAGAACAUCCAGUAUAGUUCAGGGCUCUUCUUGGGGCUGUUGGACCCAGAGAUGGUGCAAGGGUAAGAUCCUGAAUCACAACAAAAUGAUCAACUUACCCAGAGGUCAGUUUGGUGUCCAGUUGGCCUUGGGAAUCUUUUUGUGGAUCAAUCCUGGACAAGCUCUUUGGUGGGACCUCUUCCUGCUCUAGUCUUAACUAGAACCAGGCUAGACUUUGCUGGCUUUAAAGAGGAAAUUUGUUAUGGCAUUUAACCCAUGGCAUUCGUCACGGAUAGUGGGAGGUACAAGUUAUAAAAUAGGGAGAAAGUUUUCUUCUUGCUCACCCUGGAUUCCUAGGACUUAUCAGAGGUUUGGAAAAACCAACUUUGAAAUUAAGUUUGCAUUUCAAAUUUCAAAUUUGGACAGCCUCUUUCUAAAAUCAUUAGCUCAAAGAUUAUUUUAGAACACCUGCAUCUUCUUUGUGAAGGAUGAUGAUUUACUAUUCCCUCAAUACUGCAUGUUAUAGAAAAGUGUGUCGUGAAGAGUGUUUUUUUUCCCCUCAUUCUGUAGGAGAUCUAUAUUCAAUGUGGAAAUUAUUUCCUUCUGUACUCUGUAUAGGGCAUGGAAUGCUCUGCCAUUUUUAAAGCGCCACAACCAAUAUGAAAUAAUCAGACCCUCUUUAAGGAUGUUUCCUAUUUUUCUUAAAUGGCUCCAGUCUCAAAAUGGCUGAGUACACUGCUGAAAAUUAUCCUUUUCAUUCUAUUCAUUUUUUAAAUGACAAGUUAACUAUAGGAGGUUUUAUUUAUUCAGAUGGUAUGUCCACUUGUGCUCAUGAUCAAUAUAUUUUUCUAAUUGAAAAGAUAGUAAGAGCUUCACAGCUUACCAUUUUUCUUUUUCUCCAGUGUUAAUUAAUGAUUUUUUCCCUUUUAUUGCUAGCAGUUUCAAAGUGUCAUGUGGAGAUUUAAGCAAUACUGCUUCUACCUAAAAGUAUUGCACAUUUCAUUGAAAAUAUAAGAGUUGAUGUACCAGCCUCUUUAUAUUUCUCUUUUACAGCAGGAUCACAUACUUUUCAAGAUAAACAAGGUUUUUAGAAAAGUUUCUGAUUUAGUUAGGAUCAUUUUAUUUCUCUUCUGGCCCUGCAAUUAUACCAUCUGUAUCCUCAAGCUUUUUUUUUUUUUUUUUGAGACGGAGUUUCACUCUUGUUGCCCAAGCUGAAAUGCAAUGGUGCAAUCUUGGCUCACUGCAACCUCCACCUCCCGGGUUCAAGUGAUUCUCCUGCCUCAGCCUCCAGAGUAGCUGGGAUUACAGGCAUGUGGCACCACGCCUGGCUAAAUUUUUUGUAUUUUUAGUAGAAACGGGGUUUUACAAUGUUAGCCAGGCUGGUCUCUAACUCCCGACCUCAGGUGAUCCAUCCACCUUGGCCUCACCAAGUGGUGGGAUUACAGGCAUAAGCUACCUUGCUCAGCCUCUUCAAGCUUUUUUACUAUAAAUGUUGUCCCCCUUUCCCAACUUAGGCACUACUGAAUCUUUUUGUGAUGGCACCAGGUCACUUUAUACUAGGAGAUCUAGUCAAAAUUUGCUUAUUUAUUCUGCCCCUUGUCAACCACAGUCUCAUUUGGAGAUUAUAAAUAAAAUACUUGGAAGUAUCCAAAGGAGCUAUACCAAAAUCUAAUAAGUAAAUCUUGGAUUUUACCUCUUUGUGCUUUAAAGUAGCAAGAUUUCUGUCUUUAAGGUUAGGUCAUGGAGAAUGUUAAGUAAUGGAUGAAAUUUUUAAAAAUAAUUUGUAAAUUUUACUUAAGUAGGACAGUAGUCUUUAUUGCAAUCAAAAUAAUUUACUUGGGCGCGGUGGCUUACGCCUGUAAUCCCAGCACUUUGGGAGGCUGAGGCGGGCGGAUCACCUGAGGUCAGGAGUUCAAGACCAGCCUGGCCAACAUGGUGAAACCCCGUCUCUAAAAAAAAAUAAUAAUGAUUUACUAAGCACAACUUCUGUAAAUUAAUCUAUGGUCAUGCUAGUAUGAUUUUAAUGUGAUUUGAGUAAACGGAUAAUUUUCAAGGAAAGAGUAGUCAUUCAUCAAUUUAUUUUAAGGCCAGAUAGUAUUCAGUUUAUGUCAAAAACAAAGAAAUUGCCUUUUUAAAAGCAUGUACCUGAAUGCUUUUUGAGGGACAGAAGUAUGCUAAGCUUUAACAUUUUAUAUUUAUUUAUAACCCUUCUCUAAGGAAAGGUUAAUUCUCAGUGCAGAUGAAGAAAUUGAAGCACCAAGGAUAAGUGAUUAGUUUCCACUCACAUCAAUUUUUUCCACAGACUUGCUGGCACUAGCUUUCAGGUAUUGACAGCCAGCCCCAUAUAUUAAGGUAACCAGGUUGACUCUCCCAAUUUGUGAACCCAUGUUUGUGGUUAGGAAUAAAUUCAAAUUAACUGUCUCCCAAUGAUGAUUACCUUUACUACAUAGAAAAACAUUAUUUGAAUGUCUUACAGAGGAUUUUUAUUUGUGAAUAUUUCAGUAAAGUUUGUAUUGAUUGUUGAUAACACUGUUCAUCUACUGAAGUACUUUAAUAAAAAGAAAAUGAGCUGAAAUUAGAAA
Molecule: messenger RNA, 5226 nt
Organism: Callithrix jacchus (white-tufted-ear marmoset)
Lineage: Eukaryota; Metazoa; Chordata; Mammalia; Primates; Cebidae
Gene: STRIP2
Product: striatin interacting protein 2
Biological process (GO): cytoskeleton organization
Cellular component (GO): cytosol
Source: RefSeq, a predicted model, not a curated record